Messenger RNA from Brugia pahangi, 876 nucleotides. The record is from the annotation of a GenBank genome assembly. NCBI's taxonomy places the organism in Eukaryota, Metazoa, Nematoda, Chromadorea, Rhabditida, Onchocercidae.
AUGAAUGUUGUGUUACUAUCUUGCGGUCACAAUAAACGAUGGAAACGACAUAGUAUCGCGGUAUUUAAUCGUGGUAAUAACUUAAUAAAUAUAAAUGAUGUUGAAGGAAAUAAUUCAUCGCAUUCAUUAAUGCUACAAUCAUUGCAUCAAAAAGAUGUCAACGAACGACGAUUACCAGAGAAUUGCCGUGAUCGUUAUGUGAUUAGACGAUUGGCCAAAUCAUCCGAUGGCAUAACAAUAACAGAUUUGGAAUUAUUACGAAAAACAUUUAUGGAACGAUUCAAUAAUUGUAAGGAACAUUCAGAAAGAAUUUAUGAAUUGAAAAGUGCAAUUUGUGCUACAAAUGAAAUUCAAAUUUGCUCACGUAAUCCUCAGUGGUUAACUCAAUAUCAAUAUAUUUUAAAUUGGUGUUAUUGUCAAAUGAGAUUUAUUAGCAAUCCUGCAGAAAGACUUCGAUUAUUUCUUGAAGUUAAGGAAAAAUACCGGAAGAUGUUCGAAAUUCUAAGAGAUGUUGAUGAUGCUAAUAAAUUAUCAUCUUAUCUUCAUUGGUCACAACUAUGCUAUCAGUACGCUGAACUUGUUGAUCGAGAAUCCUUAUCAUGGUGUAUCGAAGCAGUUAUCAAUGCAAAAAAUGCCUUAUUUAUAUCAUCAUCAUCAUCACGAUCAUCAACGAUAUCCGGAAAAACGGAUUGUAGUAGAUCAAAUCGAUCAUCAACCAGUAAUAGUAUAAGUAGUAAUGAACAAAUGGAAAGUAUAAGAUCAGAGAAUCAACGACGAGUUAAAAUAGCUACUAUUGGAUUAAUUCAAAGUAAUGUAUUAAAAGCUGAAAAUGUUUAUGCGUGUUGUUUAAAAAAUCGAUUAAAGAUAGUUUUGUAA